UCACAAUUGAUCGGUUCAGGUCAACAUGAGCUCGUCGACACGGGUGACGAAGAAGCGCACGCUAGCGGAAGACUACGGCGGCGGCGUUGAUGAAGACCUCCAAGCUUAUGUAGAUGAUGACAACGACCCCACUCAAUCGUCCGAUGCCGUGAUGGCGAGUAACAAGCUCAGUCAGCGCAUCCAGAAGCGCCUGACUUCACUCGAGAGCGAUUCCAGCAAUUCCGAGUACCACGACUUUUCCUCGUUAAAGAUGAAACCCGAUCAUCCUUCCCGUCCCGUCUGGGUCUGUCCAAACGGGCGCAUCUUCCUCGAGGCUUUUAGUCCAUUGUACAAACAAGCGUAUGACUUUCUUGUUGCGAUCUCCGAGCCAGUAUCCCGCCCCGAGUUUCUGCACGAGUACAAGUUGACCCCAUAUUCCCUUUAUGCUGCCGUGUCGGUUUCCAUUGAAACGGAGAGCAUCGUGAAGGUUUUAGAACGUUUGAGUAAAAACCACGUGCCGCAGGUCAUCAUUCAGUUUAUCAAGGAGUGUACAGCGAGUUACGGGAAGGCCAAGCUCGUGCUCCAUCACAACGAGUACUACGUCGAGUCAUUGUACCCCAACGUCCUUAAGCGCCUUCUCGAAGAAGAGUCCAUUCGGCGGGCCCGUGUCAAGGACGACCUGUUGGGAGCAGGUAUUGGUAUCUCCGUGUGGUGUUCUGACUUUGUGGUCAUGCUGUCUGCAGGCGCUUCAACCACAUAUAAUGCCACGGGAGAGUUCUUGCAAAAGGAGAUUAGCGCUGAGGACCAAGCAAACAAGCAGUACGAGCAGCUCUUGAUGGAGGACUACGACCAGACGGAAGAUCAGCAGCGGGCCAAGGCGGCAGCAACUUCCGCGGCAACUGUGCAAACCGUGAGUUUUCGUAUUCGCAAGACGCAAGUUGAGCAAGUAAAGCGCGCGUGUCUUGACAUUGAUUUUCCGCUCAUGGAAGAGUACGACUUCCGCAAUGACAAGUCGAUUCCAGACAUUGACAUGGAUUUAAAACCCACGACUCGCAUCCGAGAAUACCAGGAGAAGUCACUCAGCAAGAUGUUUGGAAACGGGCGCGCUCGGUCUGGUAUUAUCGUGCUUCCGUGCGGUGCUGGGAAAACUUUGACAGGGGUCACUGCGGCAUCAACGAUUAAAAAGUCGUGUUUGUGUCUGUGCACGUCGGCAGUGUCAGUGGAACAGUGGACAGCGCAGUUCAAGAUGUGGACAUCGAUCCCUGAAAAGAAGAUUGCGCGGUUUACGAGUGUUGCGAAGGACUAUAUCGACCCUGUGUCAGGGGUGAUCGUAACAACGUACACGAUGGUGGCAUUUGGCGGGAACCGCGCAGCGCAGUCUGCAGCGGUCAUGGACAUUAUCCAGAGCCGAGAAUGGGGAUGCAUCUUGCUUGACGAAGUGCACGUUGUCCCCGCCAAAAUGUUUCGCAAAGUCAUUGGGUCCAUUGCGUGCCACUGCAAGCUCGGGUUGACGGCGACCCUCGUGCGAGAAGAUGACUUAAUCGGCGAUUUGAACUUCCUCAUUGGCCCCAAGCUCUACGAAGCCAACUGGAUGGACUUGACACAGUCUGGAUUUUUGGCGAACGUGUCGUGCGUUGAAGUGUGGUGUCCCAUGACUGGACCCUUUUACGCCGAAUACUUGAAAGAAAACGUCAGUGCUCGCAAGCGAGCGCUGCUGUAUGUGGCAAACCCCAACAAGUUUUCGGCAGCCGAGUACUUGAUCAAGUACCACGAAGAGCGCGGCGACAAAAUCUUGCUGUUUUCGGACGACGUAUUUGCUCUCCGAUUGUACGCCACAAAGCUCCAAAAGGGGUUCAUCUACGGCGGCACCGGUGAACGCGAACGCAUGCGUCUGCUUCAAUCAUUUCGGUCGAGCCCUCAUGUUAACGUCAUUUGCAUUUCCAAAGUCGGGGACACGUCGAUCGACUUGCCUGAAGCCAACGUGAUCAUCCAAGUGAGCUCCCACUUUGGGUCGCGACGACAAGAAGCCCAGCGCCUGGGUCGGAUUUUGCGCCCCAAAGCAAACGCCACGGGCGGAUUCAACGCGUUUUUUUACACACUCAUCUCGACCGACACACACGAAAUGUACUAUUCGAACAAGCGCCAGCAGUACUUGGUCGACCAAGGAUACACCUUUAAGGUUGUGACCGAGCUGUACGACAAGUCGACUUUUGAAGGUGUGUUUACAAACAAGGAAGCGCAGAGCGAGCUGUUGGCCGAAGUGCUCGAGGCUCAAGACUUGGAAAAGUUUAUCGACGACGAGAACGCCGAGAUAUCCAAGAUUGGAGGCGACGAAGACUUGUCUCGUUUGUCUGGCAAGAAGAAAAAGACAUCGAUGGGCGCGUUGUCUGGCGCCGAUGGCUCCAAAUACAUGGAGUACUCGACCGGUCAUGGCGCUAAACAGCGCCAUAACUUAUUCCGGGAUCGGUACAAGUAGUCCAACGGCGCAGAGGCAGUCCACCGCUUUGAUAUGAUCACCACGUUAUUUCAUUGACUUUCACGUCGAAUGGGUCGUGUCAAUUGGUGUCAUGGACAACUGGUGGCUAGGAUGACUCCUGC
Aphanomyces invadans is the source of this 2577-nucleotide messenger RNA. RefSeq lists its product as hypothetical. The record is from RefSeq and is a predicted model, not a curated record. Gene Ontology annotation, cellular component: nucleotide-excision repair factor 3 complex; transcription factor TFIIH holo complex; transcription preinitiation complex. The coding region runs from base 26 to 2455 and encodes 809 amino acids. Gene Ontology annotation, molecular function: hydrolase activity; ATP binding; DNA binding. Gene Ontology annotation, biological process: transcription initiation at RNA polymerase II promoter; nucleotide-excision repair. NCBI's taxonomy places the organism in Eukaryota, Oomycota, Saprolegniomycetes, Saprolegniales, Verrucalvaceae. The transcript is spliced from 11 exons.